UAGCAGUGUUUCAUGACAGGGACGGUCUAAUGAAUGUUCUUAGUUCGUGUGUAAAAAUUUAAACGCAUAAAUUGUAUUCCAAAUUGAACAGUCAACAAACUUUUGUUUAUUUCAUUGAGUGAAUUGAUUUGUUUCUGCGGAUAAUACUCGAUUAUGAACCAUCCAUACGUGUCUUGAAAUAGUGGAUUAAGGACUGACGUCGACACAUUAGUGAAUAAAUGAACUACGGAACAGUGUUCUACAUACCCAUGCUAUUUCAAGAAGUUGAAGAUUUAUUUUCAAAUUGGAAAGUCACAAGUAUUGGAAUAACAUUAAUUUGGCCAUAUGAAAUGUUAUGGCAAACUUGAAUUUUCAGCAAGCACCAAGAAGCCUAGGGAGCGGCGGCGUGGGCGGACGCGUGAGCUCAGGUCUAGUGGGGGGAGUGUCGGGGCAUGUGACGCCCACGUUCGGGGGCGCGCUGUCGCCGGGCCGGGGCUCCACGGCCAUGCCCGGCGGCGCUCCGCCCUCCAUGGCCUCCAGAGCGACGCUCUUCGGCCAGCGAGCGUUUGCUGACAGGAGGGUGCCCAUGCCCACCACACUGUCACAGCAACCCAACUCUAAUUCCAUGUCGAGUAUGGGCAACCUAUCUCGAUUCAACGCCGGCAGCAACUACCACUCGGUAUUUGGAGAAGGCGGCGACACGUCGACGCCGCCCCUCCUGGACCUCAGUGAGUUCCCCUCGCUGACGGCGCGGGGCGCCGGCGACCAGGCGCCCGCCGCCGCGCCUCCGCCCCCCGGCUCUAAACCUUACGUGGGUAUGGUGAAGCAGCCGACGUCGGAGCAGUCGGAGUUCACGAUGUCGUCGGAGGACUUCCCCGCGCUGCCGGGCACGUCGGGCGGCGGCGGCGCGCCCGACCAGCCCGACUACAGCCACAGCGACAAGCUGCGCAAGCAGGGCAUCCAGACCGACGCCGACGUUAUCCCACCACCAGCACCUGCGGAAAUAUAUGGUAAAGUAACGAACAUACCAGACACGAUGAUUCCUAACCAGUUCGGCAUCGUGGGCCUGCUGACGUUCAUCCGGGCGGCCGAGACUGACCCCAGCCUGGUGUCGUUGGCGCUAGGGCAGGAUCUCACAGCGUUAGGGUUGAAUUUAAAUUCGCCUGACAACCUUUAUCUCACCUUCGCUGGACCUUGGGCGGAUACGCCCUGCAGACCACAAGACUUAGAUUACCACGUGCCUCCCGAAUACCUGAUAAACGGCUCUAUCAGAGAAAAGCUGGCGCCUCUGCGACUGAGUCGAUAUAAGGAAGACCUGCUAUUCUACUUGUUCUACUGCUUCGUCGGCGACGUGCUGCAGAUAGCCGCCGCCGCUGAGUUAUACAACCGCGAGUGGCGGUACCACAUGGAGGAGAAGGUGUGGAUCUCGCAAGCGCCGGGCAUGCCCAUGGUGGAGAAGACCACCACCUACGAGCGCGGCACCUACUACUUCUUUGAUGCGCACAACUGGCGCAAGGUGGCGAAGGAAUUCCACCUGGACUACAGCAAGCUGGAGGGGCGGCCGCAGCUGCCGCCGCACGUGCUGACGUAGCGGCCCCGCGCCCACACACCUAUUGUAGUUUUGUUAUAUAAAAAGUACAAGUUUAAAAAUUUA
Plodia interpunctella (Indianmeal moth) is the source of this 1633-nucleotide messenger RNA. It is a transcript of the gene Rga, whose product is annotated as Regena. The transcript is spliced from 10 exons. Gene Ontology annotation, cellular component: P-body; CCR4-NOT core complex. Gene Ontology annotation, biological process: nuclear-transcribed mRNA poly(A) tail shortening; regulation of stem cell population maintenance; regulation of DNA-templated transcription. Lineage: Eukaryota; Metazoa; Arthropoda; Insecta; Lepidoptera; Pyralidae. The record is from RefSeq and is a predicted model, not a curated record. Bases 335 to 1570 code for a protein of 411 amino acids.